UCAAGCUCAACUCUGUAACUGGAAGCCAGCUCACACUGCUUAUGUUUGUUUCCUUUAAUUAGGGAUUGAUUAUUGACCCGGCACACCAGGUUUGUGCAAUUAAUUAUCAGGUAUAAUAGAAAACCAGCAGGCUCCGGACCUCGUUAGGGUAAGAGUUUAAUACUCCAUGCAUGCAAACUCCGCCCAAUUUGCCAGUCCUAUGGAAAAUAGAAGCACACUGUCACACGACAUGGAAUAAUAACUCGUUCGCUGGAGUAAAUCCUGUGUUUGUUUUAGGUUUAUCUGAACGUAAGGCACAUGUAUUCUUUUCUCAGUUAGGGAGACAACUGCUCGACAAUUCUAGUAAACGUACCUUUGGAAUUCAGUGCGAGUUUUGGGGAGGCGCGCUCCAUCAGAAUUACGCAAGGGACAACAUGAUUUUGAAACAUGUGGAAUUUCUCUUCGUUUUACAAUACUUUAUUCCUCUGAUCACUCCAGAGGUUGCAGUUGAGAAGGAGUUGAAGAACUUCCAGUGUUCCCUCUACUCCUCUAAGGCCAUGAACUGCAGCUGGCUUCCAGCCAAUCAGACUGCAGAUGAUCUCCAGCUCUACUACUGGUACCCUGGUGAAUCCCACAAAACAGCAUGCAGUGACUACAAGCCCAGACCUGGUGAGAAGAUAGGAUGUCGCCUGAGAGGGGACUUCCUUGAACAUGACGUCUACUUCCACUUCAAUGGGACUCUCAAUGGUUUGUCUGUACAGAAAACCUUCCGGGUGCGUCCUGUACAUUAUGUCAAGCCCCCGGCCCCUAGGGUUAAGAUCACAGAGGAAGGGGAGGAUCUCCUUCUGAGCUGGGACCCUCCGGACUUAGCCGCUCACCACUGCUGGGUUUACAUCUUAAACUACAGCAUGUGUCGAGAGUCUCUGAGUAAGGAAAUACAAUACAAAUAUGAUCAUGUAGCCGUGUACGUGCCGUACGACCUGAGAUGCCAAUACAGAGUCCAGGUUAAAGCAGUCUAUAAGAAGUCAUGUGGGGCAGGAGGGAGCGACUGGAGCGAUGUUGAACUUUAUGGUGUGGAGGAUCUUCAUUUUGAUUGGUUGAUUGUAUUUGCCAUCCUCAUUCCAGCUGCAUUUGGCCUAUUCAUCAUCCUGUGUCUUUGUUGUUUCAUGAAGCACAGAGAGAAGCUUUUCCCCAAAAUUCCACAGCCCUCCUUGAUUUUAAAGGACAUGCUGAACAGCAAUAAGGAACAGAAGAGCUUCAUAGGGAAUCUCUAUGUCCCUGUAGUGGAGGAGAUGGAAUGUAAUAUCAGCCUAGAGAAAGACCCUACUCUUCUCUUGAUGCAGCCUGACCCCUGAGAGGCUACACACUGACCCAGUUGUGAUUACCACAGUACAGACAGAUACAUCUGGUAUGACUUCAGUGUUAUUGACCAACACUCAGAGCAAGCCAUGUUAAGGUGGACCCCAGCUGCAUUGCUGAAGAAUUCCAGGACUUGGAGCUCCGCAGUCGAUGGACCACUUUAGAAAUUUUGACACAGACGGAGAGCGUGUGGAGUAUGGACUGUCGAGGAUAGACUCCUUUUCCUGUGUUUUUCCUGUUUUGAGGCGUUGACGCAAUGACUCAAUGACUCCUGUAUUGUUCUGAGUAACGUAUGUGUGUUGGGGGGGGGUCUGUGUCUGUUUGUUUGUUUGUUUAGGAAGAUGCUAACAACUGUUCUCAUGAACCUCUUGCAUCCCACGGCUUGGGGUCAUAGGUCAGACGUUAUCAGAAAGCCAGUGCAGGAAACGAGGAGCUGGGCUCAUAACCCUCACUCCUCGACCAAAUGGAACAUUAGUAGGCAGUGCCCAAAGAUAUGCCCAGGCAGCAUUGCAGGCUUUAUCUGACUAAUCAACCCUGUUCAUAAUGUAGUGAUUUAGGGGACACCUACAAAGGACUGGAACCAGGGAUCCUCUGUGGAACGAGUUUACUAUAUGUGCCAUAAGUCCAGACAUCUUGGCAGGCGCUUUAAAGGAAUACUACACUAAAAAACGAUUUUGUAUUAUUUUUUCCAUUAGUUCACCAUAAUAAAAUCUCCCCCCAAAAUGUGCCUGUAUCAGCAUUUUUCAAGAAAGCACAUUCAGUAGAGCAAAAACUUUCCUUGAUGCAAAAACCAACAACACUAGAUAUUUUUUGGGAGUAUUCCUUUAAUGAAUUUGAUUACAGGGAGACUACAAUAACAUGAUCUCGUAGUGAGAGGUGCUAGACAAUACAUAUCGAAGGCAAGAGGCUAUAUGCCAAAGUGAGCUAGCUUGUCAACCUACUGCAGUUUAUCUACCACAUCUCUUGCUAUUAAAGAGAUAGCUUCUGUGUACAUAAAGCUAUGUGUAGAAUAGGUGGUACAGAUUGUGUGUGUAUAUUGUAAAAUGUGCAGUAUAAUGUAGUGGGGGCUGCUGUGGGGAGGACGGCUCAUAAUAAUGGCAUGAAACACAUGGAAACCAUUUUUAUGUAUGUUAUACUAUUCCGCUCCAGCCAUUACCACGAGCCCGUCCUCCCCAAUUAAGGUGCAAACAACGUCCUGUGGUAUAAUGUAUAUUUUGUGUUUUGCAUGUCAAGGAAAUAUUUUGUGCAAAGCUUCUUUUUUUAAAAUAAAUUGUACAUGUUCUAUGUUUCCAGGUG
Oncorhynchus tshawytscha (Chinook salmon) is the source of this 2634-nucleotide messenger RNA. RefSeq names its product interleukin-13 receptor subunit alpha-2. Gene Ontology annotation, molecular function: cytokine receptor activity; protein binding. NCBI's taxonomy places the organism in Eukaryota, Metazoa, Chordata, Actinopteri, Salmoniformes, Salmonidae. Gene Ontology annotation, cellular component: external side of plasma membrane. The transcript has 8 exons. The record is from RefSeq and is a predicted model, not a curated record. The coding region runs from base 171 to 1334 and encodes 387 amino acids. Gene Ontology annotation, biological process: cytokine-mediated signaling pathway.